AAUGAAUCGGCAUUGGCAAUUGGCCAAAAUAAGUUUGAAAAUAUUGGCAGAAAUGAAUGAAGCAAGACGCAAAAAUGAAAGAAGCUAAACUGACACAUGCACUAAUGCAUAUUGGGGGUUGUGUUGCAGGCAAAAAACAUGAGCAAUGUCCUGAACGUCAUCCUGUUCUCUGAUCACAGCAUGUUAGAGAUCACAAACCUCAUUGAGCUGGACAAACACAUUAACUUGUCCGAUGUCAUCAAGGUGCUGGAAGUUGGUCCUGUCGUGAGCCUGUGGCCCAAACAAGAAAAGUUUGAAGAGAUAUUCACUGUUCUUAGUGCAGUGGAAAAUAUGACAACCUACCGCAGAAGUGACACCCCUGAUCGAUUCCAUUACAAGGAAGGGAGGUUUGUUUCAACUCUGAUCCUUGUAGCCAAACCAGGGACGGUCAUCACUGCUACCGAAUCAGCCCUGCCUUUCACACCAACCCCUGGAGGUAAACAUGGUGCACAUGGCUACGACAAUGAACUUGUUGAGAUGAGAGGGUUCUUUUUAGCAAAAGGCCCAGUAAAUCAUCAGCAUGGUCAGCAGCAGAUGGCGCAAGAGCACCUGGGAUAGGCUAUGACAGAAAUAGCCUGUUAGGAUCAUAAGAGCCUAGUUAAAACAUAGGCUAGCUAAACUGAUAGACACAAAAAGUG
Messenger RNA from Alosa sapidissima (American shad), 677 nucleotides. RefSeq names its product glycerophosphocholine cholinephosphodiesterase ENPP6-like. NCBI's taxonomy places the organism in Eukaryota, Metazoa, Chordata, Actinopteri, Clupeiformes, Clupeidae. The record is from RefSeq and is a predicted model, not a curated record. Bases 139 to 597 code for a protein of 152 amino acids. The transcript is spliced from 4 exons.